Molecule: messenger RNA, 1163 nt
Organism: Cicer arietinum (chickpea)
Lineage: Eukaryota; Viridiplantae; Streptophyta; Magnoliopsida; Fabales; Fabaceae
Source: RefSeq, a predicted model, not a curated record
UAUCUUGACUAUAUGAGAUUUUUGUUUGCUACAUGAAUGAAAUGAAAGUCUCUAUCUAUAAAUAGAGCAUCUUUACUUCCCUACAUUCAGUACCAAUUUGCAUCAUCAUUCACUCUCACACUUUGAAAACACCAACAAAGAAAACCAAAAAAGUCACACUCACAUUAAAAGAGAAACAAACCCCUUCAACACAUAAAAAGAAGCAUCUUUGCAUCUUUACAUAUCAUGGUUAAAGCAGAGAAGAAAAUCAACAAAGAAAAAUCAAAGCCAAUGCAAAACCAACCUUUAUCUAUAUCUUCAUCAGAAAUUUCAGCAUCAAAUGAGAAGAAGAAAAAGUACAAAGGAGUGAGAAUGAGGAGUUGGGGUUCUUGGGUAUCAGAAAUUAGAGCACCAAAUCAAAAAACAAGAAUAUGGUUAGGUUCAUAUUCAACUGCUGAAGCUGCAGCUAGAGCCUAUGAUGCUGCACUUUUAUGCCUUAAAGGUUCUUCAGCAAAUUUUAAUUUCCCUUUAAACAAAAAUUCUUCACAUAAUUUCAUUCCUCAACAAAACAACAACAAUAAUAAUGUUGUUAUGUCACCUAAAUCAAUCCAAAGAGUAGCUGCUGCUGCUGCAGCUGCUAAUAAUAUUAAUGAUAUUGCUAUUAACACCCCACCUUCUUCUAAUCCUGUUUCAACAACAACAACUUCAUCUUCAUUGGUUUCAUCUCCAUCAAUGUCAACAUCUUCUCCAAAUUCUGAUCAAAUUCAUGAUAAUGAUGAUGUUUCACUUUUUUCAUCUUUUGGGGCCUACACUAGUUGUGAUCAUCAAGCAAAUGAAUCAAUGGCUAUGAUGGAUUCUUGGUAUGGAUUUGAUGGUUUACAAUCACCAAAACAUGUUAAUGAUCAUAUGCUACUAAGUGAGGCUUUGUUUGAUAUUGAUUCAACUCAAGUGCUUCUUGAUGAUUGGUAUGAAGAAGGUGACAUUAGUUUGUGGAUGUUACUUCUUGAAGUUAUUAUUACUGACUAUGACAGAAUUAAAAUUAUGUAUACUCUAGAAGAUAUUCAUAAAGAGAAAAGACAAUUUUUGGUCUCUCUUUGGUGAAUUUCUACAUAUAUAUGUAUUGUUGAUGCAAAAGCUUGUUAUUUCUAUUUUAUAAUUAAAUAGUUUUCCUUAUGUUUUACAAA